Thunnus maccoyii (southern bluefin tuna) is the source of this 3509-nucleotide messenger RNA. Its product is annotated as NACHT, LRR and PYD domains-containing protein 12-like. The transcript has 13 exons. Lineage: Eukaryota; Metazoa; Chordata; Actinopteri; Scombriformes; Scombridae. The record is from RefSeq and is a predicted model, not a curated record. Gene Ontology annotation, molecular function: protein binding. Bases 339 to 3509 code for a protein of 1056 amino acids.
CACACACGUGACCUCUAGUAAAGAAGAAGGGGGAAGCUCAAACAGGAAGGAGUAAAGAUGAAAGUCCGUAACGACUCCUCUCUUAAGUCAACAGGGCACAAAGAAGAAACCAGCAUGUCUGUGGCAAGAAGAUGAAUGAUUUGAAGGAAGAGGAGGACAGAGCAGUGUCUGAUGUCCAGCUGUCUGUCUAUGAAGAGUGACCGGUCAAAAUAUUAUCCUCCAGACUUCAGUAAUGAACCUGGACCUUCAGAAACAAACUGUCACACCAACGUUAACGAAUCAAUCAAAACACGUAAAGACACCACUGUUAACUGAACCACAACAAACAGAGAGCCGAGAUGACGAAGAGUGACCUCCUCAACAUUCUGGACGAUUUAAAUGAUGAUGAAUUUAAGAACUUCAAGUGGUACCUGAAGGAUGAAAAGGUGGGCGACACUGAACCCAUCAAAGAGAGCCCUUUGUUGAAGGCAAAGAGGCGGGACGUGGUGGAUCUGAUGGUGCAGAAAUAUGAAUUUGCUGGAGUUGUGGAGGUGAUCAAAAGUAUUUUGAAGAAGAUCAGCAGGAAUGAUCUGGUGGGGAAGUUGCCAAACAUCGUCUCAAGAGCAGAAGAUUGUGAUCUACAGGAGAUUACAAAUAAAUAUAAGAUCAGUCUGACGAGGAUAUGUCAAAAUGUGACUGAAGGAACUGAUGAAGCAGAAAGUAGAACCCUGCUAAACAGUAUCUACACUGACCUCUACAUCACAGAGGGAAAGAGUAAAGACAUUAAUACCCAACAUGAGGUGUGGCAGCUUGAGACAACUUCCAAGAUGGAGACUCUCCAUGACACUCCAAUCAAGUGUCAUGACAUCUUCAAAGUCUUACCUGACCAACAGAAAUGCAUCAUCAAAGUUGUUCUGACAAACGGUGUUGCUGGCGUUGGAAAAACCUUCUCAGUGCAGAAAUUCACUCUGGACUGGGCAGAGGGCUUGGAAAACCAAGAUCUCAGUCUGGUGAUUCUACUUUCGUUCAGGGAGCUGAACUUAAUCAAAGAUGAGAAGUACAGCCUCCUCAUGCUGAUCCAUGAUUUCCAUCCAACAUUACAGAAGGUCACAGCAGAGAAGCUCAGAGAAGAUGACUGUAAAGUUUUGUUCAUCUUUGACGGCCUGGAUGAAAGCAGACUUUCACUGGAUUUCAAGAACAGGAAGGUCGUGUCUGAUGUCACACAAAAGACAUCAAUCAACGUGCUGUUGACAAACCUCUUCAAGGGGAAUCUGCUUCCCUCGGCUUUCAUCUGGAUAACGUCCCGACCUGCAGCAGCCAGUCAGAUCCCCCUGACAUGUGUUGACAGGGUAACAGAAGUACGAGGGUUCACUGACAACCAGAAGGAGGAAUACUUCAGGAGGAGAUUCAGUAAUGAAGAGCAGGCCAGCACAAUCAUCUCACACAUCAAGACAUCCAGGAGUCUCCACAUCAUGUGUCACAUCCCAGUCUUCUGCUGGAUCAUUGCUACAGUUCUGGAGAAUGUGUUGAAAAGCAGGGAGGGAGGAGAGCUGCCCAAGACCCUGACUGACCUAUACUCACUCUUCCUGGUGGUUCAGACAAAGAGGAAAAUGCACAAGUAUGAUGACGGAUGUGAGAUGAGUCCGCAGGUUCAACCAAAGAGGAAGAAGUAUGAUGAGGGACAUGAGACGUGUCCACAGGAGCUGACAGAGGCUGACACAGAAGUUCUUCUGAAGCUGGGGAGGCUGGCAUUUAAACAUCUGGAGAAAGGAAACAUCAUGUUCUACCAAAAAGACCUGGAGCAGUGUGGUCUUGAUGUCACAGAGGCCUCUGUGUUAUCAGGAGUUUGUACAGAGAUCUUCAAAAAAGAGAGUGUGAUCUUCCAUAAAAAAGUCUACUGCUUUGUUCAUCUGAGCGUUCAGGAGUUUCUGGCUGCAGUUUACAUCUACCACUGUUACACCAACACCAACACUGAGGUACUGGAGGCCUUUCUGGGGAAAAAAAACAGUGACCCAUCUCUAGAUGUCUUUUUGAGGAGUGCCAUGGAGAAAUCUCUCAAAAGUAAAAAUGGCCACCUGGACCUGUUUGUUCGCUUCCUUCAUGGCCUCUCUCUGCAGUCCAACCAGAGUCUCUUAGGAGGCCUGCUGAGUCAGACAGAGAACAGUCAAGAAAUCAUCCAGAGAGCCAUCAACAAGUUGAAGGAGAUGAGCAUGUACUAUAUCUGUCCCGACAGAAGCAUCAACAUCUUCCACUGUCUGAUAGAGAUGAAUGACCGCUCAGUGCAUCAAGAGAUCCAAGAGUUCCUGAAGUCAGAGAACAGAUCCGAGAAGAAACUCUCUGAGGUCCACUGCUCAGCUCUGGCCUAUAUGUUGCAGAUGUCAGAGGAGGUUCUGGAUGAGUUGGACCUGAAGAAGUACAACACAUCAGUGGAGGGACGACGGAGACUGAUCCCAGCUGUGAGGAACUGCAGAAAGGCUCAACUUUCUGGCUGUGGACUCUCAGACACUCACUGUGAAGUUGUGGCCUCAGCUCUGAAGUCCAACCCCUCCCAUCUGAGAGAGCUGGAUUGCAGUUUGUCAGACAUCAGCUGUGCUUCUCUGGCCACAGCUCUGAAGUCCAACCCCUCCCAUCCGAGAAAGCUGGAGCUGGAUGAAAACAAGCUGCAGAAUUCAGGGCUGAAGUUGCUGUGUGAUUUUCUGAAGAGUCCACACUGUAGACUGGAGAAUCUGAGAUUGUGCCACUGCAGUUUGUCAGAGAUCAGCUGUACUUCUCUGGCCUCAGCUCUGAAGUCCAACCCCUCCCAUCUCAGAGAACUGGAUCUGAGUCGAAACAAGCUGCAAGUUUCAGGAGUGAAGGUGCUGUGUGAUUUUCUGGAGAGUCCACACUGUAGACUGGAGACUCUGAGACUGUGGCGCUGUCGACUGUCAGAGAUCAGUUGUGCUUCUCUGGCCUCAGCUCUGAUGUCCAACCCCUCCCAUCUGAGAGAGCUGGAGCUGGGUGACAACAAGCUGCAGGAUUCAGGACUGAAGCCACUCUAUGAUGUUCUGGACAGUCCACACUGUAGGCUGAAGACUUUGAAAUUGAGUCGCUGCAGUUUGUCAGAGAUCAGCUGUGCUUCUCUGGCCUCAGCUCUGAAGUCCAACCCCUCCCAUCUGAGAGAGCUGGAGCUCAGUGGCAAUGAGCUACAGGACUCAGGGGUGAAACUGCUGUGUGAAUUUCUGGAGAGUCCACACUACAGACUGGAGACUCUGGGAUUGAGUCGCUGCAGUUUGUCAGAGAUCAGCUGUGCUUCUCUGGUCUCAGCUCUGAAGUCCAACCCCUCCCGUCUGAGAGAGCUGCAACUCAGUCAUAACAAGCUUCAGGAUUCAGGAGUGAAGCUGCUGUGUGAUUUUCUGGAGGGUCCAUACUGUAGACUGGAGACUCUGCGAGAGCUGGAAUUGAGAGGAAACAAGCUGCAGGGUUCAGACAUGAAGCUGCUGUCUGACCUUAAGGAGAAUCAACACUGUAGACUGGAGACUUUGAGGAAAUAA